Molecule: messenger RNA, 1679 nt
Organism: Belonocnema kinseyi
Lineage: Eukaryota; Metazoa; Arthropoda; Insecta; Hymenoptera; Cynipidae
Exons: 2
Coding region: 380-1138 (252 amino acids)
Biological process (GO): regulation of transcription by RNA polymerase II
Cellular component (GO): transcription regulator complex; nucleus
Molecular function (GO): DNA binding
Source: RefSeq, a predicted model, not a curated record
CAGAAGACCGAACCGGCAACGAGUGAGCGAGAGAGUAGAGCUUCAAGAGUUUUGAACCAUCGGCUCGUGCCGGCUGGACGUGGCAGUGCUGCAGUCUGCGCAGUAGCGCAACGCGCCGCUGGUCGCGAAGCCCACCGCGUGGACGCUAGCGACAAGCAACGCGUCGCGACGAGCAGGCGAAGCAGAGAGGAAGGUCAGAAUCGACGCGUCGGGAAGCGAGGAGCGAGGCGAUGCGAUUUUGUUUAGUGCGCACUAGACCAGUCAGCGCGACGCGAUCGAAACUGCGACUCACGGUCUCGUCCUGGAUAUCAACGCUCUCAACUCCAUCUUUUCCGCGGACAGCUUUGCGUUCGAUGCGAUUUAUUCGGACUCGAGCAACAUGCCGAUGCAGCGACGCGCUCCGGAAAAGAUGAACUGCAACCAACUCGUCCUGGAGGUUUACGAGAGACGGCCGCUCUGGCAACGGAAUCACAAGCAACAUCAUAAUCGUGGCGUGCUCGAUACGUUGUGGGAUGAGGUCGCCGAGGUUCUAGGAUCCACAAGAGACGGAUGUCGUCGAAGAUGGAAAAGUUUAAAGGACAAUUUUCGAAGAGAGCUAAAAAAGACCGAAGAAACGAUGUUUAAAUCGACUUGGCCUCACUAUGAUUCUCUGCUCUUUCUGAAGGACCAAAUGAUUUCUUCCUUUCUCGCGGAUCCUUUAGAGCUGCAACCUCAGACGAAAUUGGAAGUCUUUGAAAACUCUUCCAAUGACGGGGAAAAAAUAGGAGAAGACUCGGAAGUACCAGAAUCGUAUGAAGGUGGCAAUUUUGAGUCAGUUGAUUCGCCACCCACAACUUCUGCAGCUCGUCCACGCAGGGGCCGAAGAAAGAGACAGAAAGUUAAGGAUGAAGAGCCUGCUGAGGAAAUUGAGAAUAUGGAUGACAUCAUUCCACCUCCGCAAAUAACACACGACUUUCCCAGAAAGGAUGUCGAGUACGAAAACACUUCGGAAUCGGAUGACUAUUUUUUUUUUAUGAGUCUCAUCCCUCAUGUUCAGAAUUUCAACUCGCUACAGAAACUGAGGCUUCGUAAUAAAAUUCAGCAACUGAUUAUAGACGAGGCGUCUGGAAUUAAUAGUAAUAAUACUAUUAGUCAUUGAUUAGACCGUUCCGGAUUUUACUUUCACUUUCCCUUAACUUUAAUAGCACAGUUUAUCCGUUCUUUAAAACAAAAAUCAUUACUGUAGGGGCGACCUGCCUAGAGUGGAUAAUGAUUUCUACAGUGGAUAACUAUUAAUUAAGAGCACAAAUGAAAUAAAAAUUAUUAAUUUUCAUUUAUUAACAUAAGUAGUUUCUUAACUAUUUUUCAAAUUAAUUAUUUAACAUAUAUUUGUAUUUUCGAUUAAUGAUUAUCCAGUGUAGGGAGAUUUCCUGUAACCGAUUUCAAGUUUAAUUAUGUUUAAAAAAUAAUAAACAUUUUCAAGGAAGACUUUAAUUCUCCGUUUAAAAAAAAUAUAAAUUUGCUUAAAAAAGACAUUUUUUAAUUUGAGAGUUACUGGUUGUAAGUGUUUAUUUUAUUAUACACCUCAUUUAGAAAUGUUAAUUUAGAGAAAAAAAGAUUCUCUAAAAUUGCACUUUUUCAUUCUUCUUGUGACGAAUACUUUGUAAAAUCUUUGAAUAAAAAAUUGGUGACGAUAGAAA